Periophthalmus magnuspinnatus is the source of this 4749-nucleotide messenger RNA. It is a transcript of the gene dcaf8, whose product is annotated as DDB1 and CUL4 associated factor 8. Bases 301 to 2154 code for a protein of 617 amino acids. Lineage: Eukaryota; Metazoa; Chordata; Actinopteri; Gobiiformes; Gobiidae. Gene Ontology annotation, cellular component: cytoplasm; Cul4-RING E3 ubiquitin ligase complex. Gene Ontology annotation, molecular function: protein binding. The transcript has 14 exons. The record is from RefSeq and is a predicted model, not a curated record.
GGUCAAAAAAAGAAACCGAGGACCGUCAAAACAUAAACACAACAGCAGCAGAAGCAGCAGCCAGCCUUGUGCAGACGCAGAUUGCUCGCCUCCGACUCCGUUUUCCCUUCAUUUAGCUUUAUGCAGGCUUUCCCCAUGUCCUGUAUUUUCCUCAUGAGACUUCAAACUCGAGGCACUUAGCCCGUUUUGCACGAUUGGUGUGCGGCCAGUGAAAUCUGCGAGAAAGAUUAAAGUCAGAAGUGCGCUUUGUCGGGCCUUCUCUUCGCAGAGGUUGCCCUCUGCAGCAUAAUCACGUAGAGGAUGGCUGAGGCUGACGGCAAAUCCACAGCGCUUAACGGUGGGACAGAAGAUAAAGAUCCAGACGAGGAUCAACACAAAGAUGGAGGUGCCUCAGGAAGCAAAGAGGGACAAACACAGGCUUCUAUUACAGAUGAGCCAACAGAAACGGGAGAAGCCUCGGAGGACAAACCGAUGGCCGAUGCGGAGGGAGAGGAUGGCAACAACAACCACGGAGAGGCAGAUGAAGAGGACACUGACAGUAUGGACGGCAGCGGACUAUACUCCCUAACAGAGGACGGAGAGAGGGAGAGCGAAGGGGCCAGGCGGGAACGAACUCGAGCUAAAGACACUGCGAAAAGAGCUGCCCGAAAGAGGAACCGGCCAGGAGGGGGCGCCAACCACUCCUCGAGCUCUGAUGAGGAUGAUGAGGAUGAGGAUGAGGAUGAGGAUGAAGAACAAAAAGAUGACGACGAUGAUGACGAUGACGAAGAGAUGGAGGCGUGGCUGGGGGCGGAGCUUCGCGACAUGUGCGGUCCUGUGUGGAGAGCCGUGCCAUCCAUCCGUUCCAGGGAGAUCGGGCGAGAUGCGGGCCAGUUUGUGAGGCGCGUGUGUGGGGCGCGGGGGCUGGUGCAGAGGCUAGAGCUGCAGGGCAGACUGGAGAGGCACGCCGGAUGUGUCAACACACUGCACUUUAACCCCUCGGGCACACGGCUGGCAUCGGGCAGCGACGAUCUCAGGGUGAUCAUCUGGGACUGGGCGGUCAAACGCGCAGAGCUGGAGUUCGACAGUGGACACAAGAGCAAUGUCUUUCAGGCAAAGUUCCUGCCCCACAGCGGAGACUCAACUUUGGCCAUGUGCGCUCGGGACGGCCAGAUCCGAGUGGCCGAGCUCUCGGCGACACAGCGCUGCAAAAAUACCAAACGAGUAGCACAGCACAAGGGGGCUGCACACAAGUUGGCCCUAGAGCCAGACUCCCCCUGCUCUUUCCUGUCUGCCGGAGAGGACGCAGUUGUGUUUGGUAUUGACCUGCGUCUAGACCGGCCCGCCAAUAAACUAGUGGUUGUAAAGGAGGGAGAUAAAAAAGUAGGACUGUACACUAUCUUUGUAAACCCAGCAACAACACAUCACUUCGCUGUUGGUGGUAGAGACCAAUACGUCAGGAUCUAUGACCAGAGGAAGAUAAAUGAAAAUGACAAUAACGGUGUUCUCAAAAAGUUUUGCCCUUCACAUCUGGUAUCCAGCGAGUCCAAAACCAACAUAACAUGCCUGGUGUACAGUCAUGAUGGCACAGAGCUCCUGGCCAGUUACAAUGAUGAGGACAUUUAUUUAUUUGACUCAGACCACAGUGAUGGGGCCGACUACCUCAGACGAUAUAAGGGACAUCGCAAUAAUGCAACAGUGAAGGGGGUGAACUUCUAUGGCCCCUGCAGUGAGUUUGUGGUCAGUGGCAGUGACUGUGGACACAUUUACCUUUGGGACAAAUACUCAGCACGCAUCGUUCAGUUUAUGGAGGGGGACAGAGGAGGAGUGGUGAACUGCUUGGAGCCGCACCCACACCUUCCCGGGAUGGCCACUAGCGGCUUAGACCACGACAUCAAACUGUGGGCCCCCACAGCAGAAACCCCCACCACACUCAAAGGACUCAAAGAGUUGAUGAAGAAAAACAAACGUGAGCGGGACGAGGACAGUGUUCGUCAUGGCGACCAGUACGACACUCAGCUGCUGUGGUUCCUGAUGAGACACAUGAGGAACAGGCGGCCGCAGAGGGCCCGUCGUGAAGGAGCAGAUCCAGACACAGAUGAAUCUUGGAGCUCUCCGGACUCAUCAGACGAAGAGGAGGGUGGACCAGACCAUGUGCAGUGCAUGUCCUCUUGAGCCACAUUCAAACACUCAAACUGCAAAAUAAUAACUACACAAGUUUAAAAGGCUGGAUUUCAGAAUAUUCAUCUUGAUUUGAAGUUUCAACAACAAAAUUAUGACAUUGUUAAUAUGUUAGUCAUACAUUUUUUUUCUAAAUAACAACUUAAAGGGCCUAUAUUAACAACAUUUUCUGAUCGAUGCUAUAAUGUUGUUUUCUCAUCAAAAACAUACUCGGAGUUGUGUUUUGUUUUAUUCACAGAUGUUUAACACACAUAUUUGCAUAUUUUGGCUGAGUUCUUUUCUCAAACAGAAAACUGUUCCACCUUGUGAUGUCAUUUGGUAAUACAGGAAGUGCUCCACUGUGUUUCUAAACUCCAUACACCUUCACUAGAAUCAGAUGGAGCUCUGGAAUUGUCAAACUCUACUAAACAAAAGGUAAAAGGUAGCUGUAAACUUGAAAACUAGCUCCAGGACAUCACGAGUUGGAACAGAGCAUUUUGAGAUUUGGGCAUGCAGACAGCCUAAUAAUCCAGGAUUACUCAAACAUGUGUGAAUGAAACAAAACAACUCUCAGAAUAUUGUUAGUCCAUCAAAACAUAUUUGAACAUGGCUUAAAACUUACCAGAGUCAAUUUUGCACAAUAUAGGACCUUUAAAAACAUUGUUGAAACCACCCACAAGCUUUUAUCUAUUUAUCUAUCCAUUUUUGGCUACAAAUUUACAUUCUGUGUCUUUAAAUCCAGACUAAAAGAAAGAUAUUGGCUAUACUCCCGGCCUAAUUAGUAUUCUGAAUGAAAGUUAUUUUAACUUGUGUAUAAUGAAUCUUUCGCAGUGCACAUACAAACAUAGCAUUACAUUCAAAACACUUGUGCAUCAAUUCAAGGGCAUAUAGACAAAUAUUGCUACAUGCACAUACAGACAGACAGUUUUUUUACACAGAUCUAUAUUUACAUACAGGAUCAGAAGGACAUGCUUUCGUCUCCUUUUCCCCAACAGUGUGAAAAAAAAUUAUAUAUUUAUGAAAAACUUAACUUUUCCUGUUUAAAAUGGUUCCCUAAAACUAUCCGGAGGUCCUAUUGUCAUUCAUACAAGAUCAAGUAUUCCAGAUUGAACUUCUGUAUCGUCAAGGGUACCUCCGUAACAUUAAAUGCCAUUUAGUAAGCUAAAAACACCAGCAUACUAGAUAUGAAAUGAUGGAAAAUGGAGAUCAAAAAGCUACACAUGUAACUUUUCUGGUGGUGGGUCUGCAACCAAGUCUUGAAAAGUUAUAGCUAUGCCUUACAUAUUCCACAGUAUGGCAGUUAUUAUCAGUCUCCAUGUACUCUAGCAGGUGAUGACACUAGGCCGGGGUACAGGUCUGUUGAGAGGCAACCCCGAUCACGGUAAAAGUAUUUUUCACUAUAUUUCUGAUCAGUGACAGAGUCUGCAAUUUAAUAAAUACUGUUGGCAUACCCUCCACCACUAAAGCUACAUAGUGUCCUUUUUUAAGAGAAAAGUUUAAACUCAAAAUGUGACUUCAAGAGGGUCUAUCUCAUGUUUUUGGUCUUGUACUGGUUUCUUCGUGGUCCUGGUUUGGAGCUUGGCAUUUCUGAAAAUCUAUGGACUACUUAAUCACGAAAUGCUGCGUCUGCCCUCGCCUGCUCCCCAGUGCACUUGAAUCAGGGAUGCUCUAGUUUUCAGACAGACUUAAAAGUGCACUAUUUGUUUUUUGCUUGUUAAACUUCAGUGAUUUUUUUUUUCCAAACAGAGGGAAAUUUGGUGGUUUUUCAGAACUGAACUCCUGCUGUUUUUUGGAAAAUGGAUUCUUGCUUCCACCAGCCUCCCCCUCCUCCCUCCUCUCUCCUUCCUCUCACAUCUGAUGGGUUUAAGCCAGUUCACCGUGUGGAGUGAACCUGAAAAUGUAAAGGUAGACAGGAGCGCUUGUUGCUAAUGAGAAAUCGCAGCUGUGUUGAAAUGAGGAGGUUCUGAGCCCGACUCGACCUGGAUCAAAAGAAAGCACUGCCCAUGACUCAAAGAUUGGAGUGACUUAAUAAUGCACUUAUUUUCUGAAGGUUGAAAGUGCAAUUGUCACUUCAGAAAAAUCAGGUCAGCUCCAGAGUAUGGGCUCAGCAUAGGAGGCUGGUCCAUGUGCUUGCCAGUCAAUUGUUGUGUGAGAGCGAUUAAGUCCAGCUUUUCUCAUUUUCUAUGAGAACUCUAGUUAGAAUUUAUAUGUACAUAAAUAAAUGUAUAUUAAACUGUAAAAAAAUGACUUAGCAAAUGCUAUUUGACUUGAAUUGUCAACAUUUGAUUGGUAAUGAUGCAGAGGUUUAUAUUAUAUAUGAGGACAAAGUACUUUUAAAACAGAAAAGUCAUCAUUUCUGUCAAUUUGUUUUUGGUGACAUUUGUUAAGAACAGAGCUAUCAAAGUAUUACACAUUUGAGUCUCUUCCUUGUUAAAGAUAAGACAAAGUCAUAUUUCCUUUUCAAAUCUAAGCCAUAAUUUGUGACAAUUGUAUCCAGAUCAACUGCAGCAUUUUUGGCAUCUUGUACACAUCACCAUCGUCUAAUACUCCAUCUAUCAGUUUGGUUGCAAAUAUGUACGAUUUGUGCAAUAAACUAAAAGAUUGUGUUCA